AUGUCUGAGGAUCAGGAAGCACAGACUGAUGAACUGCUGGCUCUAGCGAGUAUUUAUGAUAAGGAGUUUCGCCGAGCCGAAUUCAGCCGUGAAGGAGAAAUCCACCUGUGUCUGGAGCUUCCCCGGGACUUCAAGCUGCUGGUCAAAGGGGAUAAAUGCGUGGAGUACAGCGUGUCCUUUCUGCCUCCUUUGGUCUUGAGUUUCGAGCUUCCUGUCGAUUAUCCUUCCUCAUCAGCGCCAAUGUUUAUGCUGAGCUCCAAGUGGCUCUCUAGACUCCAGCUGACGUCUUUGUGUAAGCGUCUGGAUGACCUGUGGCAGGAGAAUAAGGGCAGUGUGGUGCUCUUCACCUGGAUCGAGUUCCUCAAAGACGAGGCUUUGGACUUCCUGGGCCUGCAGUCUCCUCUGGAGAUGGCCAGCAUCAGUACCAAACAUUCUCAGCUAGAGAGCUGCAGAACCGAUGGAGCCACCAACCGAGCUGAAAGCGCAGGCGUAGAGAAGAAGAAGCCGGUGGAGCUGGACCCCCGUGCGGUCCUGGAGUCGCACAUGGACUUGCUGUGCCAGCUCCUGGACUUUGACGAAGCUCAGACACAGAAGUUCUUUGACAGUAAGGUCUUCUGCUGCGGGAUCUGCUUCUCUGAGAAGCCGGGCUCCAGCUGCACGCUCUUUAAAGGGUGUCAGCACGUUUACUGCAAAGCCUGCAUCAAGGAGUUCUUCCAGAUCCAGAUCCGAGCCGGCCAAGUUCAGUGCCUUACCUGCCCCGAGCCCAAGUGCGCCUUUGUAGCGGCCCCUUCCCAGGUGAAGCUGCUGGUCGGCGAGGACGAGUUUGCGCGCUACGAUCGCUUGUUGCUUCAGAACACCCUGGACCUGAUGUCCGACGUCAUGUACUGUCCCCGCAGGUCCUGUGGCUCGGCCGUGGUGCUGGAGCCCGACUCCACCAUGGGCCUGUGUCCUGGCUGCCGCUACGCCUUCUGUACGCUGUGCAAGCACGCCUACCACGGCCUCUUCCACUGCCUGCCUUCCUCCCAUGAGCUUCAUGACCUGCAUGGGGAGUACAUGGCUGCCUCUAAGGAUAGGAAAAGAUUCAUGGAGCUGCGUUUUGGGAAGCAGGCGAUGCGGCGUGUUGUGGAGGAGACCUGCAGUAAGAAGUGGCUGAAAAAGAACUCUAAAUCCUGCCCUUGCUGUGGAUGUCACAUUCAGAAGAUAGAAGGCUGCAACAAAAUGACCUGCUCCACCUGUGGUCAGUACUUCUGCUGGAUCUGCAGGACUCCUCUGUCUGGAACCAACCCCUACAGCCACUACAGGAACCCCAAACUGCCCUGCUACAACAAGGCAAUCUCCACACUUUUUGCUUUGAGUGUUUGGGGGAAAGUCACGCUUUCCAAGGGCUUGAGGGAGGUUGGGCUGUGA
Messenger RNA from Clarias gariepinus (North African catfish), 1407 nucleotides. Its product is annotated as E3 ubiquitin-protein ligase RNF14-like. Gene Ontology annotation, cellular component: ubiquitin ligase complex; cytoplasm. Lineage: Eukaryota; Metazoa; Chordata; Actinopteri; Siluriformes; Clariidae. Gene Ontology annotation, molecular function: ubiquitin protein ligase activity; zinc ion binding; ubiquitin conjugating enzyme binding. The coding region runs from base 1 to 1407 and encodes 468 amino acids. The record is from RefSeq and is a predicted model, not a curated record. Gene Ontology annotation, biological process: positive regulation of proteasomal ubiquitin-dependent protein catabolic process; ubiquitin-dependent protein catabolic process; protein polyubiquitination. The transcript is spliced from 7 exons.